AUGGAUGCAGCAGGGUGGAUCCCCACGGCUCUGCACACGGCGGUGCUGGAGGUGGCAGCGCAACUUACUGCACCCCACGCAGCAGGGCCGGGGGUCCCGGCGCCGGGUCCAGCUCCCAGGGGUCAGAAGGGUGGGCGGGGAAAGGGGGCCCCCACUCGCAGUGGGCUACAGAAGGGGAAGAGUAGAAAGGAGCAGCCUGGCACACAGCCCGGCCGUGCCCACUCCCCCAGGGCGGCACUUGGUACCCACUCGCCCCACGCCAUCCAAGGCUCCGUGCUCAGCAACAGCAUCCUUCGCCCCUUACCUCCUCCCCGGCUCACACACCCCGCCCCGAGGUGCUCACCAGCGCCGCAGCGGAGCCAGCUGCCCGCCGGGAUUCCUACGAGCUCGCUGGGACGCGGCCCCCGGAGGAACCUGCCGCUGCGGCCACAGCGCCGUCUGGAUGCAGCCGGGGAGCAGGCGGCGCCGCACCGCCCAGGGUCUGUACCUAGAGGCCGGCUCGGGCCCCGCCCAUGCUCUCCAGCUGUCACCGCCGACCCGCCUCCGGGAGGCGGAGAGCGCCGCUCCCCCACGGUGCCCGCCCCUGCCGCGGCCCCUCCGGUCUCUCCGCGGCCCACCGACUCCCUCUGCCCCGCCGGCCGGGCUGUGCCCGCCUGGGCCCCGGGGAACGGCCGCGGCGGCGGCUCCAGCGGGCGGGCAUCUUCCUGCAAAGGGUGUGUCCCACCUCUUUUUUCAGUAGAGCUGCUUAACUGCCAUAAAACAGGUGGAGUCAGAGGAAUACCUUCAGGAAGUCACAUACUUCAUGUGUAUCCUCGUAAUCUGCCAUCUCACGCCCUGCAACACAUUGUGUUAGCAGGACAUCUGGACAUAAAGGAUCAAGCUUCCAGUGAGCCAAAGAAAAGAAAAGGUGGCUGGCCUAAAGGGAAGAAAAGGAAACCUCCAAAGGAAUUUUCAGCUCCUCAAGCCCCUACAACAGGGUAUGUAAUAUUCUUGAAUGAGCGGAGAAUUAAAACGAAGGCCAAACAUCCAGAUUUGCCUUUUACUGAAAUAACCAAGAUGCUGGCUGCUCAGUGGUCUCAACUUUCUCAAGCAGGAAAGCAAAAAUAUAUUAAAGAAGCAGAAAAGGAUAAGCAAAGAUAUAUGAAAGAAUUGAAAGCCUAUCAAGACUCUGAAGCCUAUCAAGCUUUCUUAGAGAGAAGAGCAGUUCACAAAGUGAAGACCCUGUGUGGAACAGUAUCUUUAGGAAGUAGAUCCGAGAAUGAAGCUCUUGCUUUGUCAACAAUAGAUAGAGAUGAAAGUGAUGACCUGUAUUGUCGGACAUGUAACCAGUUUUUCAGUUCUUUUCAUAACAAGAAAGAACACCUUAUGGGAAAGCAACACUUACAGAAUUUAACAGGGGAGUUUGAGAAAGAAAUGGCUGAAUUCUCUAAACAUCAGAAACUGCAAAAAGAGAAGGAGGAAAAAGAUGAGUCAGAAGAAGAAAUUGACUCUACAGAUGUGUUUCAGUUUGGGGGCCUGACCUCCCAGAAGAACUUUGCUUCAUCUGAUUUUUGUUUUUUGCAGGAGUUUAUCUUCAGACUUCUGAAAUUUAAAGAGUUUGAACUUUGUGAACUGAAAAGAAGUUUGACAAAGGCAUAUGAAGACCAGGAAAGCUUAAAAAAGCAGCUGGAGGAUCUGAAGAAUCAGCAGUUGAAGUUGGAAAUGGAUUUUGCAUCUAUAAAGGCAUAUAGCGGUACUUUAGAAAAAGAGUUUGAAAAUUUAAAUAUGAUUCCAAUGCUGUUCCAGUUUCAUCUGCAAAUAGUGGACACGAAUAAUCUAGAUUGAUGUUCUUUGGUCAAGGACCAUGUCUUUCUGAUUGUUCUGUAAGAUACCCCACUCCAAAACAAUAAUCCAUUCAAAUGGCAUGGUGGCAUCAUCAGAUAAAGUUUCUGAUGGUCCCAAUGAGGCCUGCUGGCAACAUCUAUUACUUGGCACUUAAGAAGAGGCAGAAAGAAGAUGACCCAGAACUGCCAGCUGGAAUAUGCACUGCUGCUUUCAUUUGAAUAACCCACAGAAUGUUCUAUUUUUUUUCUUUUCAGCUUUUGUUUCAAGUGACCACUAUACUUCAUUGUAAUAGAUGCUUCCUGAAUAA
Messenger RNA from Caretta caretta (loggerhead turtle), 2131 nucleotides. RefSeq lists its product as uncharacterized. Gene Ontology annotation, biological process: regulation of gene expression. Gene Ontology annotation, cellular component: nucleus. NCBI's taxonomy places the organism in Eukaryota, Metazoa, Chordata, Testudines, Cheloniidae. The record is from RefSeq and is a predicted model, not a curated record.